This is a messenger RNA of Aureobasidium melanogenum CBS 110374, 1176 nucleotides long. RefSeq lists its product as uncharacterized. The transcript is spliced from 2 exons. The record is from RefSeq and is a predicted model, not a curated record. Bases 1 to 1176 code for a protein of 391 amino acids. Lineage: Eukaryota; Fungi; Ascomycota; Dothideomycetes; Dothideales; Saccotheciaceae.
AUGUCAUCACCCGUAUCGCCGUCUAAAGCGCACCAAGACCGUCUCCCGCCAUCGCCCCCAAAAUCGCCAGGUUCAUCCCUCUCACGUAUUGUGUCGCACGUUGCCGCUCUACAUAGUGGUGAUCCAAGCACUCGGACUGCGCCAUUGCAGGCCUUUUCGAUACUCGAGUCUGAGUACGCGCAGUUGGAUCCUUGUCUUGAAAAGGUCGGUCUGUACGACUUCUACCACAACGAAGUUCGGCACGACUACGAUCCGUCGAGGGGACAUCUGAUUUUCCGCAUGCCCACACGCCAGCACGAUGUUCUUGCACACAAAUUCGUCCAGCUAAUCUUGACCAAGAUCACUGCGCUAGCCCGCAUCCUCGAGCAAGAUUACCCAGCCAUUUCUCGUCGCCUCCUCCAGCUCCAGACUAUGACAACAUCCGAUAUAGACCUGAUCAGCGACGACGACGGCCUUAAACUGGGCCACAAGUCACCCGAUGCCUCCAUCGGCUAUGAAGAAUUGGGAUUUCCUCAGGCCGUCUUCGAGGUCUCGUACAGCCAGGCUCACAAAAAGCUCGCGCCUCUCGCAUGGUCAUACAUUAUGGGCACACGCCAUGCUGUCCGUUGUGUCGUGGGCUUGGAUCUGGACUAUCCACGAAAAAGUGCGCCAUCUGUCCCUCCUCCUGCUCGCAGCGCGAGUGUCAGCAUAUGGCGUCCCCUAGUCGAGAUCGAAGGAAACAUCAAGAAUAUGGAUGUAAAACAAGAAACCACAGAUCAAUGCCUUGGAGAACUCAACCCGGACCAUGCAAUAGCAGUCCUUUGUAUACGAGACCUGCUAAGCAAUGAAUAUCUGGAAGGCACUUCGCUUGACAUCGCUGAACGUGAGAUUGUCAUCACAUCCAGAGAGAUGACUGAUAUUCUCGCGAGCGCAGAGAAUUGCCAGAAGAGCACACAUCGAAAUGUGGAAAAACUUCUUCAGGACAGCCAGGAUCAGAAUUGCAAUUGGCGAAAGCGACGCCCCACGCCUGACGAAGAGUUGAGUGACGGAAGAGAAGCGAAAUACAGAAUCACCGAGUCGAUAGUGGAACAGCAGAGGUCAGAUGACGACACGUCCUAUAUGCCUGCAUCUGGAUCAUCCGCGGGGUCUCACAGCGGUCUUCCUCGUCGUUCAACUCGUUCGCGGAUCGACGCCUGA